Molecule: messenger RNA, 1040 nt
Organism: Phaedon cochleariae (mustard beetle)
Lineage: Eukaryota; Metazoa; Arthropoda; Insecta; Coleoptera; Chrysomelidae
Source: the annotation of a GenBank genome assembly
CUAAAGUGGUGUUAUUGCAUAUUGUGUGAUAAUGAAUUUUUUCAUCAUUUGUUCCAGUGAAAUUUAGUAUGUACAAAUUAUAUAGAAAACUCUCGGACGGAAAAUAGUUGCAAUUCAUGGUUCAUCUCACUUCUGACGCUGGAUGAAAUAUGAUAGGCCGUUUCUGGAAAAAGCAUUUCGCUCUGCGGCAGAUUUAUCCGUUUCACGAGAACCCCAUCGUAUUCGUGACAUGUCAGUGGCAGCGUAACAAAUCCGAACCGAACCUCAAAUACUUAGUAUAUCGUACCAUCUUGACACUAUUUUUCAUCGUACCUUGGGCAAUAUCGAUAGACAGGGAGAGUGGCCACGGAAAAUGGCCGAUUUUCCUUACCAACUGGGGGUUCACUCUGUGCACCACUCAAGCAGUGAUUGGACUGUUUCUUCUGGUGUCUUGUGUACUGGCAAGGCAAUCAACGAAGAUGCGGAGAUUUCAAGCGAUAGCCCUCAGGCUGUAUCCGACUUACUGGGUUUUGAAUACUUUGGCAACCUCCACGGCAUUCGCCAUUACAGUCGUUUACUGGACCAAGGUGUAUAAUGUGGAUACCAUGAAGUUAGAUGAAAUGAACUAUUUGGUACACGGAAAUAACUCAGUACUGAUGUUCAUCGAUUUAUGGAUGGUUUCCCACCCUGUAAGGAUCCUACAUGUCGUGUACACCAUAGUAUUUGGUUUCACUUAUACGCUUUUCACUUUGAUCUAUUAUUCUGCUGGGGGAACAAGUAGGGAUGGUUCUCGCUGUAUUUAUAAAAUAGUCGAUUGGGACAAACCCCUUCCCACUUCCCUAACAUGUCUAGGCGUCAUAGUGUUUCUUGUUGUUCUUCACAUGUUGGCAGUUUUGGUUGCGGAUAUGCGAAGAAGACUAGAUGAGAAAUGUUGCAGCAAGGAGCAAGACACGCCUCCGAUGUCAUCAGGAUCGAAGAGUCAAGCUGCAUAUGUAAAUGAAGGAAUGUCAGUUGAUAUAGUUUGAUGACCUAUCUGUACGUUGUAACGCAAUUUUUAAGUC